CGUUUAAACAUUCCUUGUAAUGUCUUAUUAUAUUAUUCUUUGUCGCGAAUUCUAAAUAAAGAUUAGUUUAUUCCAAUGAAAAGCUUUCUAAUGCAUGCGUAAAGGACGUCCUACAACGUAAUAAGCUAGCAAUGAAAUGAUUUCAGUAAAUUUCUGCGACGCAAGCGACCUACAGCUGAUAAGGAUUUGACCCGAUGACGUUCCGGCUGUCUAUGACAUUCUGAUAUAACAAAACAUCUGGUGGAUCGACAGCAGCCAACAGUUUCGAAGUGACGACCCAAGAUGAAAGAACAGUGGAAGAAGCUUGAUACCGAUGCUAAGCUAUUGGUAAACGUGGAGGAGGGCAGAACGCUACCAAUCAAGAUCGAACUUCCCUUGUCAGCGUUUUCACAAGACAAAGAUGACUUCUGUAAAAGAUUAUUCGUCACGUUCAGGGUAUUUGUUUUGUUAGCCCUUCUAGUUCUCCUCAGCUGGACGGCUAUGGUAGUAUACACUAAUUAUCGGGUCAAAUCGACAGUUGUGAUUCGAGAUGAAUCAAUACCUACGCUCUUUGACGAAGAAAACAAAAUAACAUUCAAAAACAAGGUGUGGGAAGACGAUAUCAAAAAUGCGGUCGCAACCGAUGUUCCUAUUGGUGGGGGAGUUCAAGAAGAAAUGAUGAAAAAAUCAGCAAUUCUCAAACCAGAAUACGUUUCUACAGCUUAUGGAUUCGAAGAUAACUCGGUAAAAGUAGAUCCUUCUCUUAAACCUGAGUCAGUACCUGCAGAACCAGAGCAAGUAUUCAUAAAUGAUUUGCUGCAAGAUUGGCAGGAAUUAGUUGAGAAAAUGCAAAAGAAAGAAAAUGUAUCAGAGAAUAUAGUCAGAGAGAAAAAUGAAUUCACUAAGAUUCAAGAUGAGAAAUAUGAGGAAGAAGCUAUUUCUCAUUCAUCUUUUCUAGACUAUUUAGUUGAUCCGAUGUUCAUAAAUCAACUUGGACAAAAUUCACAAGAGUCAGCCGAGCAAACGCAAAAUGAGAAAAACGAGGAAGACUCUGAAUCGAUACCUAUUCAAAAGUGGCUGGACAUCUUAGGAAUCGAGCAUUUGCUCACUGACGGUGAAGAAAAUAUCGAUAUGCAAACUGGUGUUCGCGAAUUCACCGACGAUUCCGAGGAAGCAACUAAAGAGGAUGUCGACAAAAUUCUAUUGCAGAUGGCCGAAGAAAAUCAGGGUGCACUAGACCAAUUUUUUAAACAAGUUGUAGAUGCAAUCAGCAAAACCCAAGAAGAUUUAAUUGCAGAACAAGUCAGUGCUGAAUCCGUUAAACAGAAAAUAGAAUCUGAUGAAAAAAUAAGCGAAAAUAGUCAAGCUAGCACUGAGUACCAAAAUCUGAUUAACUCUGAAAAGCCAGAAGAUGACGGUGAAAAGUCUGCAUCCGAAGAAAUAAAUGAUGACCACAGCGUUGAAGAAAAGUUUUUGAUCGGUUUCUCAGAUUCAAAGAUUUUUGAAGAUUCAACAGUUGUGCCUGCAGCUGAAGAAUCUACCAAUCAAAGUUUGGAAGAAUUAAAUAAAACGGGUGAAGAAGAUGCCCAGUCUACCGAAGCGCCUUUUCAUGGUGUAAUUCAAAAAGACAUCUACUUGUUGAUGGCUAGACGCAUAGAAGCGAUGUUGGGCGAAUAUGAUGAUCUUCUUAUUUGGUACUUCAAACAUCGAGAUGAACCUGAACCAUUGGACGAUGACAGUCAGCUGAAAUAUUUUACAGCUAGAUUACUUUUUGGCAAGGAUAUCACUGAAUUUAGAAAAUACUCUAUCUUCGUAGUAAGCUUUUUAAUGAAUGAUGACUAUACGAGGGAUUUUAGCAGACUUGUCGAUCAAUCACAACCAAAACUGCAGACAGAAUCAAAGACACAAGUCCAGAUCGUUAAUAGGUUGGUAACAAAAUCGCAUAUGCGUGAUUUGUAUAAUCAAGGCGAUGAAAACACAGUCGAAAUAGCAGAUGCUAUCAAAAGUAUAAACUUGCUAGAAUUAAGGCUGAGUGGUAUCGAUGUAGAUGCAUUUCUUAACAGUUUAGAAGAAAACAAGGACAUUGAGGAACCUACGAGAGAAGAAAAUUCGUCUGAAGAAAAUACCGAUGAUAUCGAGAAACGGCAUCGAGACAUUAUCGAGGCCAUGAGACGAAUAGCACAUUUCGACGAUAUAUAUUCCCAACAGUCUAGUAUUGAAGACAGUAGCGAGUCUAAAAACGAUGACUCGCAAGAGUUGAAAGACAAUACAAGCACCGCGUCCUUUGCAGAUACUACGGUUCAAGAACCCUCUGAAGAAAUAGACACUCGUCGACAGGCUUUUAUCCAGGCGCUGCAGCGCAUAGUCAAUAUCCCAGAGUCUAAAGAAUCGGGCGAAGAGACUGAUAAGAACAACAGCCGAUCGGAAAAAGAAAACAAAGAGCAGUCUUCUUCGGAGACGAUCAUUAACGAAUCAGAAGCAAUUCCAUCCUGGAAAGAAGAAUCUAUGAUAGAAGAAGUAAAAUCAGAGUCAGUUAAGGAAUACACUGAAGAAGCUGCUGAGCGACGACAAGCUUUCAUAAAAGCAUUGCAGCGUAUCGCCGAUAUCACUGAGGCUGAAAAAUCUAGAAAAGAAGACGAAGAGACCAGUGAUCAAUCGAUAAAGGAAGAUGAGACAGAAUCUUCUGCCGAGAUGAUUAAAAGAUCUGAAGAGAUUCCAUCAUGGAAUUUCGUAUCAUCUCUUCAGUCCAUCAGUGAAGAAGAACCUAUUGCAGAAGAAGUAAAAUCCGAUGAACAGUCUGAGGUAGGUAUGACAGAGGACGAACUAACGAAGCGACUGCAUUCACUCAUGGAAGACGUGCUUAACAGUAAUGAAGAGUCCAAGGAGUCAGUAAACAUGAACGAUUUCCUUACUGUUUACGAUGGAUUUGAUUAUUAGAAAUUGUAAAUUCAAAUCUAUACCUUUUCGUACAAUAAACUAAAUAAAAAGAGAAAUACUUUUUUAAAUAUACUACGUGUAUAAUCCUGUGUAUGAUAUUAGAUAAAUUUGAACGUUAUUUGUAGCAAUUAUUUAUUUAUAACACUGUCAGCGCGCGUUGAUACGACUGCAUUACUCUAUAGCAAAAACAAAGAUGUUGUGAAAGUGAACAAUUAUAUUGUGAUGAUUCGUUAACUUACUUGUAACUUUAUUUAAAUAAAUGAUAUAAAAUUUUUUAAAUAAUA
Molecule: messenger RNA, 3200 nt
Organism: Nasonia vitripennis (jewel wasp)
Lineage: Eukaryota; Metazoa; Arthropoda; Insecta; Hymenoptera; Pteromalidae
Product: intracellular protein transport protein USO1-like
Exons: 2
Coding region: 283-2916 (877 amino acids)
Source: RefSeq, a predicted model, not a curated record